Neltuma alba is the source of this 1091-nucleotide messenger RNA. Its product is annotated as allene oxide cyclase, chloroplastic. The transcript has 3 exons. The record is from RefSeq and is a predicted model, not a curated record. Lineage: Eukaryota; Viridiplantae; Streptophyta; Magnoliopsida; Fabales; Fabaceae. Gene Ontology annotation, molecular function: allene-oxide cyclase activity. Bases 97 to 861 code for a protein of 254 amino acids. Gene Ontology annotation, biological process: jasmonic acid biosynthetic process.
ACCCUCUCUUUCCAUCUCCACUGUGACUGAUCUUUGAUUCCCUCAACUUUCUCGCCUCCCGAACAACCAAUCCCUUCUCUUUCUCUCACUUUCUCAAUGGCUUCUCUCUCAACCUCUGCUUUCACCACUACCAUCUCAUCUUCUUCUGCUUCAUCCUCCUCUCUCCGGCCAUCUCUUCCCGUCUUGUCCUCCACUCCCAAAUCGUUCUCAUCCCUCGCUUCUUCCAACUCUUCUUUCUCUUCAACCCUCAAGCUUUCUUCCGCUUCUCCUCUCUCCCUCUCCUCCGUCCCUAGGAAAUCCUUCUCUUGCAGAAGCCAGGCUGCCUCUGUUGACUCUGAGAAAGUUCAAGAAAUGCACAUCUACGAGAUCAACGAGCGAGACCGUGGAAGUCCUGCGAUUCUCCGAUUAAGUCAGAAACCUGUGAAUUCCCUUGGUGAUCUAGUCCCCUUCAGCAACAAGUUGUACACAGGGUGUAUGCAGAAGCGCGUGGGCAUCACAGCAGGGAUCUGCAUUCUGAUCGAGCACAAGCCUGAGAAGAAAGGCGAUAGAUACGAGGCUAUCUACAGCUUCCACUUCGGAGACUAUGGCCACAUUGCCGUUCAAGGACCGUACCUGACCUAUGAGGACACAUACCUCGCCGUCACCGGCGGCUCCGGCCUCUUCGAGGGGGUCACCGGCCAGGUCAAGCUUCACCAGAUUGUGUUCCCGUUCAAAAUUUUCUACACUUUCUACCUCAGGGGCAUUAAGGACCUUCCGCAGGAAUUUCUUGGCAAGCCCGUUGAGCCCAGCCCAGCUGUAGAGCCCAGCCCGGAUGCCAAGGCCUUGCAGCCCCAUGCUACUAUUGCCGGCUACACAAAUUGAAGUUUUGUUUUGGUUAAUUAGGUUGGUUGUUAGAGAGUUGGUUUAUUUUAUGUCAGUGGUGGGUCCUUGAGGAAUAAGGUUGAAGCAUGUGUAGGAUUUGGUUUUUCACUAUAAUGGACUAUAGAGAACUUAGUGAAUUUCUUAAUGUAACUGCGAGUUUGGCUUUAUAUUUAAAUAUGGUUCCCCCAAGCUGUAAAGGCCAGUGGGAUCGCACAAAUAUUCUUCUUAAA